Drosophila ficusphila is the source of this 838-nucleotide messenger RNA. RefSeq names its product exosome complex component RRP46 (gene Rrp46). Gene Ontology annotation, cellular component: cytoplasmic exosome (RNase complex); nuclear exosome (RNase complex); nucleolus. Gene Ontology annotation, biological process: U4 snRNA 3'-end processing; rRNA catabolic process; nuclear mRNA surveillance. Bases 76 to 786 code for a protein of 236 amino acids. Lineage: Eukaryota; Metazoa; Arthropoda; Insecta; Diptera; Drosophilidae. The transcript is spliced from 3 exons. The record is from RefSeq and is a predicted model, not a curated record.
CCCAGGCGAAAAAAUAACAAGGAGCGGGAACGCACGUUGUUUUUAUAAAAAACUAUUAAAGUACUAAAAAGCAAUAUGAAUUUACCUGCUAAACAGGACGUGGAAAAAGAGAAGCUGCGCCAGAUGCACUGCGAGUUCAAUCCUUUGUCCCGCUGUGAUGGUUCUGUGAUGUACAGCCAAGGUGCCACAGUGGUUAUAGCUGCUGUUCUUGGUCCAAUCGAGGUGAAGACCCAAAACCUUAGCAUAGAUGGCAGCUAUCUGGAUUGCAACUACCGCCCGAAAGCGGGUCUUCCUCAGGUGAAGGAACGGAUACGCGAGGCGGCCAUUCGAGAUGUCUUGGAUUUGGCGCUCCUGGCCGAAACUUAUCCGCGUUCCAAGAUGUCUGUUCAGAUCCAGGAGCUGGAGGAUCGUGGCAGCAUCGAUGCGUGUGCCAUAAAUUCCGCAUGUUUUGCCAUGCUUAUUGGUGGCCUGCCCCUAAAAUACAGCUUUGCUGCCGUUCACUGCAUCAUCAAUGAACAGGGCGAGUACGUGCUUGAUCCAGACCAAAGUGAAACACUCCAUCAGCGCGCCAGCUUUACCUUUGCCUUUGAUUCCGUUGACGGAGACCUUCUGCUCGUGCAGACAAAGGGAGCCUUCAAAAUAGCCCAGUUUAACGACAUUGAAUGUCUUUGCCGGGCGGCCAGUGUGGAGAUCUUUCAGUUCUACCGCAGCCAAAUAGCCAAGUAUCAUGGUAGAAGCGAGGCGAUAGCUGACAAAAAGGAGGAGUCCUCUGCAAUGGAAACGUAAUUCUAGGAACAACACAAAACUAGGUACGAUUAAAGUUCGUUUUAUUGUAAAA